This is a messenger RNA of Striga hermonthica, 234 nucleotides long. The record is from the annotation of a GenBank genome assembly. Lineage: Eukaryota; Viridiplantae; Streptophyta; Magnoliopsida; Lamiales; Orobanchaceae.
AUGCACGCCAAUCGAAUCUACACUGCUGCUGCCGUUCACCUAACAGCUGUUCUCGAAUGCCUUGCUUCCGAGGUUUUGAAGGUGGCUGGGGAUGAGUCGGUAAAAGAAAAUAAAAAAAGGAUCCAUCCUGGACACUUGACACAGGCUGUGAAAAAUAAUGAUGAGCUGAUGCAGCUUUUACAGAAUGUCACAAUUCCAUCUGCUGAUGUGGCACCAAGGGGUGGAAAGUGGUAG